Messenger RNA from Linderina pennispora, 860 nucleotides. RefSeq lists its product as uncharacterized. The transcript has a single exon. Bases 205 to 681 code for a protein of 158 amino acids. Gene Ontology annotation, biological process: regulation of cyclin-dependent protein serine/threonine kinase activity. Gene Ontology annotation, molecular function: protein kinase binding; cyclin-dependent protein serine/threonine kinase regulator activity. Gene Ontology annotation, cellular component: nucleus; cyclin-dependent protein kinase holoenzyme complex. The record is from RefSeq and is a predicted model, not a curated record. NCBI's taxonomy places the organism in Eukaryota, Fungi, Kickxellomycota, Kickxellomycetes, Kickxellales, Kickxellaceae.
CCCUUCUCUCUCUUAAAAUCUUCAUUACUGGCGUUUUUCUGUUUCUUUUUUGCACCCUCCCCUUUAUCUCCAACCCGUUUGUUCUCGCUCACCUUUAGACUUUUCUCACGUACCAUAGACCCGGCCUCUAAUUUUUACCGCAGCGCGUUUCAUAUCUACUGUUCAUUUUUUAUCUCUCCACAGUUACCCCUUUUCCUAAAAAGAAUGGCGUUCAAUUUGGCGACGACGUCGGCGCAGGAGACAGUACGGUAUGUGGCCGCCUACCUGGACGACAUCACAGGGUGCUCGCGGGCCCUGGUUCUGCAGGCACAGCACCCAGAAGCCCACGAGCGGCAUUCCUCGCUGACGCUGUUCCACGCACGGUCCGUGCCUACCAUAGACCUGGAAACGUACCUGUCGCGGAUCCUCAAAUACUGCCCGUGCCAGAACGAGGUCUUCUUGGGCCUAAUCGUGUACAUGCAGCAGAUGAUAGACCGGUGCGCGCGCCGGCGAAUGCCCUUUGCCGUCGAUGCCUAUUCCAUCCAUCGCCUGCUGAUUACCGGCGUCACUGUUGCGUCAAAAUGGUUCUCGGACGUGUUCUUUACAAACUCCAGAUAUGCAAAGGUAAUGUCCAAGUCUCGGUGUUUGGUUGUAAUUUUGCACACAAUCGGAACAAUGCCGAUGCAGUGUCAUGGCUUGUAGAGGGGGUGCGAUGGCAUGCUUUAUUGACCUUGGGGGUUGCAGGAUAUGCACCCUUGUACAGCUGCGAGGCGCGCGGUUGAGAUGUGGAUUCGCUGCCUCUCUUUCUCUUCCCUGAGUGCAGAAAAAACUUCAGAUGAUAAUCUCGCCCCACCACCAAUCUUUGACCCCCACCGCCUCGC